Molecule: messenger RNA, 4902 nt
Organism: Calypte anna (Anna's hummingbird)
Lineage: Eukaryota; Metazoa; Chordata; Aves; Apodiformes; Trochilidae
Gene: RNF17
Product: ring finger protein 17
Exons: 37
Coding region: 1-4902 (1633 amino acids)
Source: RefSeq, a predicted model, not a curated record
AUGGCGGCCACGGCUGCAAGACGAGGCCACAACAACCACCUCCCCCCUCAUCGUCGUGAUUGGCUGCGAUGGGAAGAAAAGAUGACGCAGCGCUCGCUGAUUGGUGGUGAUUGUUUUGGCGCGAAACGGCCUGAUGCCAUCAUGAGUGGAAAGAAAGAGUUCUUGGUGGAUGACAGCUAUGAAGCAGUUAAUAGAAGGAAAAUGAAAGCUAUAAGGCAGUGUCUGAAGAUCUUAGAAGAAGAUUGUACAGAAUCAAAUCGGAGAAAUACUGACUUUUGUCACAUCUCAAAAGCUAUGAGAAUGAAAGCAUUGCAUGAUGAUGUGAAUGAUGAAGACACUGAUUUAUUUGGUUUCUCUUCUACCGAAAUGAAGACUGAGUUUAAACUUGGGCUGUGUGGUGGCAACUCACAAAGGCUAUCAAGGCCCUUCAGUCACAAUACUGAAGCAAAAAAUAUUCAGCACCGGAUGUCUUCAAACGUUUGGCUAAGGAAUAAACCAGCUGUAGCUUCAUCAGCAGAUAUGGACAGCGAAGCUAUGGAAGAUAUUGAUGAAACUUUGUGCAUGGCUAUUUGUAAUCUCAGCCACUUAUGUGAUGCAGAGGAGAUGCUGAACUACUUGGAGUUGAAAGUGAAACAAGAAGGAGACAAAGUUGCAGAAACUAUAGAUGGAAUGUUUAAUGAACUUAUUACUUCUCUUCUGUCAAGGAAAAGGAAGUUGUGUGCAGAACUAGUGAAGAGCGUUGACAACUGCAGUGCUGGUAUAGCAAAAGUUAAGGAAGUCAUUGAAGAGAAGAAAAAUUGCUUGAUUGGUGCCAUUAGGAUUGCAAAAGAAAUAAAAAUUGCACCUUCUAUAAGAACCUAUUGUGAUCUCACUCAGGUUAUGUAUAAUUUAAAGUUGCCAGUUGAGACUGAACUCUCAAGAGUCAAGAGUUUGAAGGAAAAAGUACCUCCAAGAUUCCUACUAAACACCGAUGAGAUUACAUUUCUGUUAAAAAACCUGGGCAAGAUUGAAUGGGGAACAACACAGCAUGAGGAUUACAGACAACACACUCUUGUCCAUGAUGACAAAGAGAAAAUGCCAGGCUGCAAUAAUCAGUCACCUGUAGAGGAUGUAUUUCCAGAACGUAGCAGAGAAGGGAAAAUCAAGGCUCCUGCAAAUAAACCUGCUGUUCUCAAAGAAGUGAAAAAGGCACAGGUGCAAGAAACCCUUCCCACGGUCUAUCAUCAGAGUAUUCCUCCUACUCUACCCAAGUCUUCAUCUAGCCCUGAUGUUAUAAUAGAAGAAAUAUUUGAGGAUAACCUGAGAACAGAGUUUCCCACAGAAUAUCAUGCUGAUGAGCAGGACAAGAAAGUCUUCAAGAAGGCAACACCUUUUCAACACAAAGCUGGUUCAGCAGAGCUUGUGUUUGUAAGGCAUGUUAUAAAUCCAUGCCACUUCUAUGUUCAGAGAUGCUCACGGAAGAAAGAAGCAAAGGAUUUGGAGAAGAAACUGAAAACCUUUUGUCAUAGUAACAGUUCACAUCUCUUGCCUUCAGAUGUUUUGGAAAUAGGUGCUAGAACUUUAAUCAAAAGUAAGGAAACUGGUAUGUGGUGCCGUGGAACUAUCACUGAACUAAUUCCCCAAAACAGUAAAAGCGAGAGGAAGAGUUGUGGUACAGGAAGAUACAAAGUUGGUGAUCUUGCACUGCUGGAAGUAUUCCUGAUUGAUUUUGGGAGCUCUAUAGCUCUAAUUUUCGCAGGAUACACUCCCACUGAAAGACCUGAACUGAGUACUGUGCAAACUAUUGAAACAGAUGACAUUAAUUUGUUUGUAAAGAAGCCUGAUCAGCAUAUUGAGGCAGAAAUUGCAACUGUUCCUCCUUUAGCACUACGGUGUUCAUUGAAGGAUAUUGUUCCAAAAAAUGCAAGUGUAGGUUGGGAAGAGGAAGCAAAGACAAAAUUUUUAAUAAUGGUAAAUAAUAAAGUUGUUCUCAUGACGGUAUUUAGAGAAGACGAUGGUGUUCUCAUUGUGGAUUUGAAAAAACCUCCAUUUAAUAGCAUAAACAACAACAUGCCAGUGUCUCUCACGGAUGCACUGGUUUUCUUAGACCUGGCAAGGUUUAGAUCACAGCUGCCCAGCCAGUUAGAAGAAAAUACAAUCUUGCAAUAUAAACCACCCAAGAUUCCACAAGAAACAGAGGAAGUCUUUGUUGUAGCUUGCCAUAUUAAUAGUCCAAGUGAUUUCUAUCUUCAAUUGGUAAAGAGCCUGGAUUGUUCAGAUCUUCCAAAGAAAAUUCAGGAGGUAUAUAAACAUGAGUAUGGGGAAAACUUGGAAAUUAUCUGCCCAGUAGAAGGCCAAGCCUGUAUGGCAAAACAGGAAGAUGGGAAUUGGUACAGAGCACAGAUUAUAGGGCUGCCAAGUCAUCAAGAAGUAUUGGUAAAAUAUGUCGAUUUUGGCAAUGUUGCUAAGUUAGCUCUUACAGACAUCCGCAGAGUAAAAAAGGAGUUUCUGAGCUUUCCAGAAAAGGCAAUCAGGUGCAGGCUGGCUUGCAUUGAGCCUUAUAAAGGAGCAAAUGAGUGGAGCAGGAAAGCCAAGGAAAGAUUUGAAGAAAUGACUGAAGAGAAACUUAUGCUGUGUUCAGUUGUUGAAAUUACAGAUAAUAACAUCUUAUCUGUUGAACUCUUUGACUCCUCUGCUGUUUGUGAAAGAAGCUCUAGUAUUAAUUGCCAGCUAGUUAAGGAAGACCUAGCAUCCUUCAUACAUGGACACACUGAAGUUACUGUUGUAAAGCCCAAGGAAAUAUGGGAUGUUCAUCUAGAUGGAAUUUCUGAAACUUCAGAAACAUUAAAUCCUGUUGGCAUGGAAUCUGUGGAUGAAGGAGAUGUAAAAUCACUUUCUAAAAAAGAGCUGCAAGUGAGAAUUGGUCAUGUUGUUUCUCCCAGUAAAAUUUUUAUACAGUGGCUGUCAUCAGAAAGUAUACUGAAAAGUUUACAGGAGAAGAUGGCUGUCAUCUACAAAGACUCCCAGCCACAAUCUGUGAAGUGGGAAAGUGGUAUGCACUGUGCUGUUUACAUAAGUGAUUUGAAGCAGUGGCAAAGAGGUCAAAUAAGCAAGAUUGUCUCUGAAACAAGUGCAGAGGUAAUACUUUAUGAUUUUGGAGCUGAAAAAACAGUGGAUAUCAGCUGUCUAAGAAAACUCAAGGAAAAUAUGAAGAGAAUUAAGACAUUAGGAAUAGAAUGUUUCUUGGCAGAUAUAAGACCAACAGGUGGAAGCAUGCAGUGGACAGCAACAGUGUGUGAAUGUUUAUCCUAUUACCUAACUGGGGCACAAGUAAAAAUAAUCAUACAGGAAAGUGAUGGGUCUUGUGCAUUGCCUGUGAAAAUUUUUUGCAAAGAUGAAACAGGAGAUGUGAUUGAUAUUUCAGAACACCUUAUUCAGAAGGGAUUGGCAUUUAGAAGCAGAAGAACUGAUAAAGGUGAUGUGGCUUGCUCAGUCUCCAAGGACCAUCUUAAAGCACAUUUAGAGCAAGAGAACACAGAACCAGAUGAUUGUAAAUCAGAAACUGCGUGUGCCAAACCCAGCACUGUGUCAGAAGAAGACAUCACUGUUUCAGAGAGUGCACAAAAAUCAGAAAUGGAUGGAGUAUAUAAAUGUCCUGUUAUACCUAAAGCAAAAAUCUUUCAGGCUGUAGUAAGCUGUGUUGGACCUGAUGGAACUAUUUACGUAAUACCAAAAUCAUCUGAAAUUGAACUAAACAAAUUGAUGGCUGAAAUACAAGGUAAUUUCAAAUGCCUCGGUCUUCUGGAUCCCUACUGCUGGAAAAAGGGAGAAGCUUGUGUUGUAAGAGGAUCAGAUACCAUGUGGUAUCGAGGCAAAAUUGUAGAACUUGGUGUUAGUACUCUCCAGGUACAGUACAUAGACCACGGCAGCAUAGAGAGGAUUCCUCCUUGUCAUCUGUAUCCAACUACAUUGUAUAUUGAUAUUCCUCCAUUUUGCAUACCAUGUCAGCUCUACAAGACAGUACCAAUUGGAAAUUUUUGGCAGCAGGAUGCAAUAGAUUGCCUUCAGGUACUACUUAAAAAUGAAGAGGUUGAAAUACAUGUUCAGGAAUUACCAGAUGAUCCAUGGGGCAAAUUGUCUAUCAACUUGUAUUUUGGUGGAAUGUCACUUUCUUCCUUCAUGGCAUACCAGAAAUAUUGUGUUGCUGAAGAUUGUCUGGACAUAGCAGAAAUGGACCUACUUCAGAGAGACAUUGUUGUUUCACCUUCAUACACACUGCCUCCACUGCCUGUUCCAGGAGAUAUCUUUCCUGUCAGAGUCACCCAUUUGGUGUCCCCUAAGGAGGUAUAUAUUUGCUUUGAUCCUUCCAAGAACCUCAUGAAGCAGUCUGCCAUGGAGAGAGAUGCUAACUGUGACUCGGAGUUGGGAAGCCUUGAAGAAGCCCUGAAAUGGUGCAAUAAAAAUGUGGAGUCUUUUCCUCCUCUAACACAUUUCCAAACAGAUACACCUUGCCUUGUAGAAUACCAGGAUGGUUUAUGGUAUAGAGCAAAGGUCCUCUCCAUUGAAGAAUUCAACCCUCUUACAAUCCUGAUUCAGUUUGUUGACUAUGGUAGUUUUUCAGUUGUCCCAACAAGCAGAUUGCGUCGCAUCCCUUAUUAUCUGUUGAAGUAUCCUGUUCAGUCAGUACGAGCUCUCUUGUUUGGAUUUAAACCUGCUUUAUAUGGCAGAGAUGUGGAAAGAAUUCCUUACUGCCCAGAAUGGAGCGUGGAAGCUUUGUGGACAAUGGUCGACUGCCUUGAGGGAAAACAGCUCUCUGCAUCCAUUCUUGCUCUUUCACCAGAGGUCACCAUUUCUUUGUAUGAAGAUGGCAAUCUCGUUCAUAUGAAACUGGUAGAGAUGGGACUUGCAGAUCUGGAUGAGUGA